Molecule: messenger RNA, 903 nt
Organism: Galdieria sulphuraria
Lineage: Eukaryota; Rhodophyta; Bangiophyceae; Galdieriales; Galdieriaceae
Product: OTU-like cysteine protease family protein
Exons: 2
Coding region: 30-872 (280 amino acids)
Biological process (GO): protein deubiquitination
Molecular function (GO): cysteine-type deubiquitinase activity
Source: RefSeq, a predicted model, not a curated record
AAUGCGGCUAAUGAAAAUAUAAUUCUGGAAUGCGAUCGUUGCAGUUUUCGUGGUUUCAUAAAACAGAAAAGGGAGAAGCAAAAGAAAUGUUGAAGAAUAAAAGAGAAUGGCUUCGCAAAAAUGAUACACAAAUAAAGCAAUACCGAAAAACUUUGUUGCUUCAUGGACUAGGAAUUCGUACUGUGGAGGAGGACGGUAAUUGUCUCUUCAGGGCCGUAGCAGACCAACUAUAUGGGAAUGAAGACUAUCAUGAGCACGUUAGAAACAAAGUUUGUGAUUAUAUGCAAGCAAAUGGUCACUUUUUUUGCAAUUUUCUAACAACUGAAAGACCCUUUGCCCAAUAUAUUCAAGAUAUGAGGAAGGACGGUACUUGGGCUGGAAAUAUCGAAUUGCAAGCUGUUUCACUGGCUUUUCAUGUGAACAUUCGUAUUCAUCAACUGGAAGAGCCGUGGUAUGACAUUUGCAAUUUUGAUGAUGCUGAAUGGAUUCAUUUGGCUUUCCAUGACUAUCGACACUAUUCCAGUGUACGAAGGUUGCGUAACUUAUUUUCCAAUCUUCCAGCAAAGCAUAGAGAAGUUCCUCAUGAAGUAAGGUCCUUAGCUGGCAAAGAAUUGGCUGAAAGAAAUGGAAUCAGUUAUGAACAAGCCAUGGUAGUAUUGGAUGGUACUGACUAUGACUGGAGUCGUUCUCUUGACUAUUUGGGGCUUAUUUGCAAACAUACUGCCGAUAUUCCGAAGAAGAAAGCACAUUUAAACCGAAUAGAGAAGAAGGAAUUGAAAAGAUUGGAACAAUUUUGGAGUCGAAAUAAUACUGUAGAGCAUAGAGAGUGGACAAACAGUGGGAUUGGACAACAUCAUCGGUUGUCAAUUUAGGAAUGUUUUUCAUCUGAUUAUGUGAAUAUGU